This is a messenger RNA of Melitaea cinxia (Glanville fritillary), 4440 nucleotides long. Its product is annotated as ankycorbin. The record is from RefSeq and is a predicted model, not a curated record. Bases 1 to 4440 code for a protein of 1479 amino acids. Gene Ontology annotation, cellular component: ciliary inversin compartment. Lineage: Eukaryota; Metazoa; Arthropoda; Insecta; Lepidoptera; Nymphalidae. Gene Ontology annotation, molecular function: protein binding. The transcript is spliced from 8 exons. Gene Ontology annotation, biological process: protein localization to ciliary inversin compartment.
AUGGAAAAGCGCGAAGUGAGCGGCCGGGGCGAGCCCAUCCCGAGUAUACUAAAAAAAUCUAAAAAAAAUCGUUCAGGUGACCUCGUCGACAAAAGUACUAAGAUUCGAGGAGAAAAAAACGGCUUCAAAAAGGGUGAUGUAAACGUCCCCCUGCCUCAAGGCUGUACUCCACUUAUGUAUGCCUGUCAACAGGCGAACUAUAAAUCUGUUGUUGAAAUACUCAACAAAGAACCAUCAUCGGUACGCAUUCGUGACAGAAGCUUACGGUGCGCCCUGCACUACUGUGCGUCAAGUGGUGCGGGCGCAAACCAAGCUGCGCGUGCAGCGUGUGCAGAUCGCGUGCUAAUGGCCGCUCCGUCAUUGGCUGAUGCCCGCGAUGCUGACGGUCUGACGCCGCUACAUUUAGCUGUUGUUCACGGAAACGUGCCCCUCGUACAGACGCUGCUGGCAGCUGGUGCUGAUGUCAACGCAAAAGACAACGAACAACAUACCGUUGUUCAUUGGGCUACAGUUUGCGGUGAGGUGGGAGCGCUGCGGGCAGUAUUAGCCGCGGGGGCGGAUGCAGCCACUCCCGACCAGCACGGUGGCUACCCUUUGCACUACGCAGCUCAAAUGUGUGGGGCCCCAGCUGCUACCGAUCAUCAAAGCAGGGGAGCAGCCUUAGAAGUGCUUCGUGCGUUGGUCAAGGAGGGUGACGCUAGAGUAGAGGUUAGGGAUGCGGAUGGUCGCACGCCUUUAUUGUGGGCCGCAUCUGCUGGAUCAGCCGCUGCAGUGUUAGCUCUACAUCAAGCGGGAGCAAGCGUCGACGAUGCUGACAGAGAUGGUCUUACAGCUCUACAUUGCGCUGCUGCAAGAGGUCAUACUGAAGCCCUAGAAACAUUAGUUGGUCUGUGUGGUGCUCGUGUAGAUGUUGCUGACUCACAUGGCUGUACACCGUUACAUUAUGCAGCAGCAUUAGGCCAUGCAGACGCAACUUCUGCUUUGUUAGUACAUGGAGCAGAUGCGCAUAGACAGGAUCGAAGGGGUAGAAGUCCUGCUCAUACUGCAGCAGCGAAAGGGCAAAUUGAGACUGUACGUAUUCUUGGUGCAAGGGGAACUAAUCUGUGGCUGCGGAAUUCAAAAGGAGAUUUACCAUUACAUGAGGCUGUAGCAUCUGGACGUCGAGAGUUAGUGAAAUGGUUACUAGAUGGAAGACCAUCACAAGUUAACGCAACAAAUCAUGAAGGCCGAACACCUCUACAUAUUGCUGCAGCUACUGAUAAUGCUGAUCUUUGUCGUUUAUUAUUGGAUCGUGGUGCUGAAGUAAACCCCGUAGCACGGUCAUCUAAAAAUGAACCAUUGACACCUUUAGACUGCGCAGCGAGUAGAGGUCAUCGGUCUACUGCAAAAUAUUUACAAAUGCACGGUGGAUUACCUGCUUCAAAACUUUCUAAUACACAUAUAGUAAUUGAUGCUGCUCCUAUAACUUCAUUACCGACGCGAAAAGUAAUAAGUACAAAAAUAGAUGUACGUGACCGUAUUCGUAUAGAAAAACGUGAAGUAGUUGAGUUAUCUAGUCCAAUUUCCGAUAGAAGACACGUUAUAAAAAAAGAUGAUACGGAUUCUAGAAGUAGUAUCUCAUCUGAAGAUGAAAAGAUUAGAAAGAAAUCAAAAAAAAAUGCUGGUAGAUAUACUGGUCGGCGGGUGAAAUGUAUGGAAAAACAAAAAAGCUUUAGUGAUGGUUACGAUAGUGAGUAUGACGGUUAUAAUAAUCACGAAGAACAUACACAUAAAAUUAGAAAAGAGGUCAGGAGAGAAAAGAAAUGCAGAUCAAAAAGCGAGCCACGCCGUAGUAGAAGUUUUUCAAGACAUCGACAUAGAUAUUCAAGGUCUGUAUCAGGAAGCUCAUCAGAAACACCAAGCUAUUCCAAGAAAAGAAAAAGCAGGCGACAUAGAAAGCGUAGUAAGAGAAAAUCCACAUCAACAUCUGACAGCAGUUCUGAAUCAAGUGAAAGAAAAAAUACGAAACAUAAAGAGAAAAAAACAUCUAUUCUUAUUAAAAACGAGAACGAAAAACAGAGUGUGAAUAUUGUUAAAUUUAAAAAUAUAGAUACUGUUCAAGGAACUGAAAUUGAGGGAAAUGAGAAAAGCGACAUGUCGGUUUCUAAAUCUUUUGAAACGAACUUAGAAAUUGAGUCAGCGACAGAAACUGCAGUUGCCAAAAGUAAAACUCAUAGUGAAACAGAAACGGACACAAUAUCAGUCAAGACUAAUAUGGUAAUUACAGAAGCUCAGAUUCAUAUGGAACGUGAAUCAAGUCAGCAUGGCAAUUCUGAAUUAACAGUUACUUUAGAUUCAUCGAACAACGUUUCCAUAGAAACUACAAAUUUAUCCGUCACACAUAAAGAUUUAGAUGAAGAGAAGCAAGAUGAUAAACCAUAUUCAAUGGAAAUAGAAAAAGAUAAUGAUAAAAAUAUUUUAACAGAAAAUCAAACUGAAAUCAAAGGUGUAGAUAUUAAAUCUGAUCCGUCUGCAGAAGCAGCUAAAAUAGAAAAUAGUAGUAACUUAAAAACUGAUGAUGAAAAUAUGUCAAAGGAAAUGGUUGAUUCUGGUGAUGUUAAAAAUAAGGUAAAAGUAGAAAAUGUAGAAGAGAAAACUGAAUCUUCAAAGGUGGUAGAAAAAGAACAGAUUAGUAUUGACAAAGAACUAGAUACGAAAAUGCGAAUAGCAGAAGAACAAGAAGAAGUUAAACAAAAAGAUAGCAUAGACAAACGUUCAGAGUUUCAUAGAACGACUUCAUUUCAAAUUUUGUCUGGUCCAGAUAAAAUUAUUGCGGACGAUAACAAUGAAUCUAAUUUUAACAUUGAUGACAUUGAUAAAGAAAAAGAAGAUAAAUGUUCUCCCAGUGUUUCUUUUUCUAAUAAGGAUGAGGUAUUUAAAAUUAAGGAUCCUGAAAAUAAAAUUGAAUAUUUAAUGGGAGAGCAAAUAGUUCAUGACGAAAAUAUUUCUAAUGUUGAAAAAGAACCAAUCAAAAAAGGUGAUAGUAUAGGCGAAAAAAAUCAAGAUAUGUUACAAAAAGCUAGGAGCAACGAUACUGCACAAAUUCCUGAUAAGGGUCUUAUUACUAUUUUAGAUGAUGAUACAGUAGCACAAGAUCUCGCAAUACAACAAGCAGGUUUAGAAAAUGAAAAUGAUUACGAUACUACUCUUAAGCUAUCUCAAAUAUCACCUAGACGUAGUAAAUCUUCAAAAGAUAGCCAAACAAGCAGUCGAAAAAGCAGUAUCUAUGAAACUGAAAGCUAUAAAGUCCUCUCUGAUACUGUAGGCACAACAGAGUUAAGCACAGGAAUAUUAAAAAAAUCUAAUACUUUGAUAGAAGAAAAUUUACAAGACACAAACUUACGUCGAGAUAAUUCACUUGGCAGAAUUCCUAGUAUAAGUGAUAAUGAAAUCUACUAUAGCCACUCAGAAGCAAACGGUCGACGAAAACGGUUUAGAAAGAAAGGAAGAAUGAAAAGUCGAUUAACGAUUAGGUCCAAAAGUGAAAAUUCAGAGAGAGGUUAUGAAUCUAGUGGUUUAAUGGAUUCCGGUUUUGAACCAAGUCCACGACCAGUUCAACGCUUUAUUAUGAGUCCGAGACUUAAUGCCUACUACCAACAACGAAGAAGCGCUAGACAGUUGGGAAAAUUUGACAGCAAAAUACCAGUUCGAAAGCCUGGAGACAAGAGGGCUGUUGACAUGAAAUCCGUCACCCAAAGAAUACAAACAAACAUGAGAAGGUAUUAUUGUGAGCGAAAAAUUUUUCAACAUUUAUUAGAACUAAAACGUUUACAAAUCAGAACAAGUAAAGCUAAUGAGGCUGUUUUAGUGAAAAGAGCUAUUGAUGAGUUUAACAAGUCUAGCUUGUCUAAUGUUGGACUGGGACCUUAUAAUAGCACAGAUUAUUCAUUUAGUAGUUUUGAAAAAUUUCUAUAUGAUAGUCUACGAAAAUUACAAAAAAGUGGUAAAAGACAUUUAGAUAAAUUACCAGAGAGACCGAUAGAUUUUGACUAUGGAGAAAGCGAAUUAUAUAAAUUGAGUGGUGUUCCGGAUAACCCCUGUUUGUGUACUAGUAAAACUCAUCGCUGUUUCCAUGCCGUACACGCUUAUACAGGAAUUCCUUGUGCUGCGUACAUUCCCUUUAAAUGGAAUCAUCACACGAUGCCCAAAGCAGCAACAGCAGGUCCAAGUAAAUCGAAAAGCUUUUUGCCUAAAAUUAAUGCGAAACCUCCUUCUGGAAAGGCUCACGUAACUCUCGAGGUAUCACAUGGCACAGAAAGACAGUUAAUAGCUCUACCGGCUGAAAAAUUAGAUAAAAACAAAAGGUACUAUGUAACGUUUACGGUCAAAGGUUCAGAACCACCAUCUGAUAAUGAUAAUGCAUCUCCAAAAUCAGCUCUGAAGACAACGAGAAGUAGUUAA